AGUACCUUACAGACAGAUGCCCUGCAUCACAGUGUGGGAGAGAGCCCAGAGAGUCAGGAGGAGGGAGACAGAGCCCCCAGAAAAUAAGGACGUGGAAACUCUGCAGACCAGUCUGGUCUCCAUCACUUCUACAUCCUCUUCAGUCAUUCUGCCACUGUCCCGUCUGUCCACCUGCUGUCACGGUGGGGUGGGUGCUCAGACACUAUGCUGCUAUUGUUCAUCUCAAUGCUGCUUAUGGGGCUGGGCUGUUCGCAGGGAGCCCCAACAGGUAGAGAAGUCUACAGGAUGCCCCGGAGCGGUCUCAAAGCUCUGUCUGAUCGUGGCACAGUUGUUCUGGAAGCAGCCAUGACUAGCGCCCUGUUUGCCCUUGAGCAUGCGUCGUCAGAUAGAAGUCGGACUGAGGCAGGCUGUCGAGGUUGCGUUCCUUGUUUGUUUCAGAACUGUGGACGGCUGUCAGCAUCCUGCUCAUCACCUUCUGGUGCCUCGUCAGAGCCCAGCUGUGAUGUGAUCAGUAAGGCUCAGAAGAUUCAAGGUGAGGCUGAGCGGAGCUGGGCUCUGAGUCAGGCCUGUGGGUACUAUCGGCAUCGCUGUCUGCCAGGUGAGCUGAACACUGAGAGCUGCAUAAGGAUCAUGGGUGAGAGCUGCAGUGCCCGCGUCCUCCAGUGCAGCCUGCUUAACACAAUGCAGAACCUGGAACCUGAUAUGCAGUCACAUGCACAAGCAGUGUGCGGUCAGAGGUCAUCCAGAGUGCAGAACAUCACACAGCCACGCUCGAGGAUUGUGGGUGGCUCCCCUGCUCCUCUGGGCAGCUGGCCCUGGCUGGUGAACCUGCAACUAAAUGGGGAACUGAUGUGUGGAGGGGUCUUGGUGGACAGCUCCUGGGUGGUGACUGCUGCACAUUGUUUUGCUGGCAGCCGCGGCGAGAGCUAUUGGACAGCUGUGGUAGGCGAGUUUGACAUCUCCAAGAAAGACCCUGAUGAGCAGGUUCUUAAAGUGAACCGUAUCAUCCCCCAUCCUAAGUUUAAUCCAAAGACGUUUAACAACGACAUAGCCCUGGUGGAACUGACAUCCCCAGUAGUAUUGUCUGAACAUGUGACACCAGUGUGUCUUCCUUCUGAUGUGGACCCCCCAACGGGCAGCCCGUGUCUUGUGGCAGGCUGGGGGUCCCUCUUUGAAGAUGGGCCUUCUGCUGACAUGGUGAUGGAGGCCAAGGUUCCCCUGCUUCCUCAGAGCACCUGUAAGAGUGCUCUCGGUAAAGAACUGGUCACCAACACUAUGCUUUGUGCCGGCUAUCUCUCUGGAGGGAUAGACUCCUGUCAGGGGGACUCUGGAGGCCCCCUAAUCUACCAGGACAGAAUUUCAGGUCGCUUCCAGCUCUUUGGUAUCACCUCCUGGGGUGACGGCUGUGGAGAAAAAGGCAAACCUGGAGUAUACACAAGGGUGUCUGCUUUCUCUGACUGGAUUCAGACUGAGAUACAGAAAUCAUCAGGAAGCAGGGAGCCAACAUGUCCAGAACUGCUGAAAACCACAGACAUGACAGAGGCAGAGCAGAGGUCUGAGUUUAACUCUCUCUGUCACUUCUACACACUGACUUGUCCUCCUAGUCAGUCUACCGGUGCUUGCAGUAGAGUGGCUGAGGACAAAUGCCUCAUCCGAUUCAAGAAAUGCCAGUUACGGUCAUUCCUUCAAACCCUGUUAGACUUGCUCCAGAGGGCUGAAGACUACAUCAGGGAUAAAAUGGACUUGGCUUUCUUUACUCAGACUCUCCCUCAGCUUGUGGAGCACAUAUACAGUGCAGCUUUUACCCACAACAGAGAGAAGAGAGACCUCGGUCUGAGCUAUGGCCUCACUCAGAUUAAAGAACAGCUAGGCGGAGCUGUGAUACCAGAGGAUCAAGCAAAGCAGGAUCCCUCUCAUGCUCCACCAGCUUUAUUUAGACAUGUUGGUCCUUCAGUGGAUGAAUGGGAGGAAUACCUGAGAAACAUUGCUGAUGACAUAGAUGAACACCACCAGACUGGAAUUACAGACAUUUCUUCCAUAACAAAAACUAAUGAGGAAAAGCUUUUUCUACAGACACAGGAUUCUUUGGUGCAACAACUGGCUGGACAUUAUCAGUUUGUUAUUUCAGGUCUUCACUCCAAACUGGACUCCAGAGCAGCUCCUCCUCGUCUGCACUUGGAUGCAGCCUAUCUUGAAGAGGGCUGUCCUAAGAGUCCUUCUUUGAUCGGCCACACUGCUCCAUCGUCCUUGUCCCAAAAACCCCAGGAACCCUGGUCCCUUCUGUCAGUCUUGAUGGGUGAACUUAGAAGAACAAGAACACAAGAACAGACUGUGGACGAUGGCACAUCGCAAAGUGAAACUUCCUUCAGUAGAGAUGUUUCUGCUAAAUGGAGCACCACAUCAGAGGACUUCACAUUUGAUGGAAAUGGGGAUGGAGAAGAAUUAAAACCUUCAGCAGCAGCUCUUCGGGAUCGGUUUACACCUGCUGUCCAGAAAGUUUUUGAGAGUGCUCACACAAAAACCUCUGACCUCAAACGUGAUGGAACCUUAUUAGGUCAAAGAAGAACCAGGAGCGUUCUUCAAAAGAGGCAGAUUCCUGGUACAGUUUGUCCUGGACUGAGAGAGUCUUCCCAACAAGUUAGUGAAAUUCAAGAGUCCUACAACUGGAUCCUAAACAUUCCAAGCAACAGUCUGCAAAUGAACUUCCAAGAGGUUUUAGUUGAUCUGACCUCCAAGAACGAUCGAGGACUUUACCAGGCGCGGAUCAGAGCUGUAGUGGCAGGACGACCCUUGACCUUCUACAGUCUCGUGGGUCUUGAGAAUGAAUCAUUCUACCGCAGCAUGCCGAGGAUCAUCGCCGUGGCUCUUGACACCCUCAAAACAUAACUUUGAUUAUCAGGAGUUCAAAAGAUAAAAGACCAGUUUGGAAGAUUUUCCUCGGCAGAAGAUGGUCAUCAUAUUUUUAAUUGGGGAGCCUGACUUUGACUGUCGAAGCAAACAUGAAUGUACCCGUUGAAGUGUUGACUGUGACACACUUUUCUACUGUACCACAUUUAUUAGCCCCUUGAUAACAAUGUGCAAAAACCCUAAAACUAAAUUAAUCUUUUAUUACAGUAACAAAAUUUCAAACAGGUUUUAUUUUAAUACAAUAUCUAAUUUGACUUAUUUUAAAUAGUGGGAAAAAUAACUAUCAUCAGUAGCACAAUAAUCUCUCACAGCACAAGCUCUUUUUAAAAUGUAAUUCUUGGGAUUGUGUUUACCAUGGAAAAUGGUUUAUUUUCUGUUGAUCUGGCUACAUGUUUUAAAACAAUAUCCUAUUACCCUAUUACAAACUAUGUCCAGUUCAGUGUACUUAAAUCUUACAUUUUUCAGAGGAAAAUUGUUGCACUGGAAUAAACCAUUAUUUUUUUUUAGGACUUUUCACACAUCUUUACCAGGGGUGUCAAUAAAUGCCAGCACAGUAUGUGUUUAUAGAUUCAGCAUUGUUUAAAUUAUACAUUUGCAUAAAAAAAUAAGUUAUUCCUCGUGUAUUUUACAAAGGUUGAGCCUCUUGUGAAGCACACAGAUUGUAUAUAUUAUGCAUACUAUCUUUAUCCCUAAAAUAUUUAUUUGUAUUGAGAAAGUUGUAUUUUUUUAAUAAAAAAGUAUUUGUACCUAA
Girardinichthys multiradiatus is the source of this 3658-nucleotide messenger RNA. It is a transcript of the gene prss56, whose product is annotated as serine protease 56. Bases 205 to 2886 code for a protein of 893 amino acids. The transcript has 14 exons. Gene Ontology annotation, biological process: proteolysis. NCBI's taxonomy places the organism in Eukaryota, Metazoa, Chordata, Actinopteri, Cyprinodontiformes, Goodeidae. Gene Ontology annotation, molecular function: serine-type endopeptidase activity. The record is from RefSeq and is a predicted model, not a curated record.